Rotaria socialis is the source of this 1347-nucleotide messenger RNA. NCBI's taxonomy places the organism in Eukaryota, Metazoa, Rotifera, Eurotatoria, Philodinida, Philodinidae. The record is from the annotation of a GenBank genome assembly.
AUGGCGUCGAUAUCGAGCGAAACAAUUUGGUCUUCUAUGAUCAAUGCGCGUCAACUUUCUAUAACUUACUAUACACUUUCAACGUGCUUAACAGAUCUCUUACAUCGUUAUGUUGAAAUUUCACAAACCAACAAAAUCUCAUCAUCAUUAUUUCAUAACCUUGACCAAACAUUAUUUUCUUCUGUAACACCAUCCAAUCAAUCCAAACUUUCGGAUGAAUACUCCAAUAUACUAGUGAAUAUAUUAAAAAAAAAUACUAUACAUACGAACAUCAUACAAAAUGUUCGCCGUCUUUUUCGUUUCGAUUCCUGUCUUAAAGAAUUAUUUACUACUGAACUUAACGAAUAUUGUCUAUGUCACGAAUGUGAUUGUACCAUAUCGAAUAGUAUAACUGAUGUGAUACAUGAUGUUGGUGAAAUUCGAACAACAUUAUUAACUGAAUCUGGUCAAACUUCAUGUACAUGUUUUCGAUGUGGAGAUCAAAAUCAAACAAAAAUUAUCACAUUUAAACAAUUCAGUCCUUGUCUAGCAUUGACAGUCAAUCGGUUGAAUAUUAAUGCAACUGAACAAUUACUAACUGCACAAGGUAUCACAUAUGAAUUGAGUUAUAUUAUUGAAUUCGAUUCAGCAUCACGAUCAAUUACUAAUGUAUAUUUACGCCAAGAUUCGGAAUUUAUUAAAGUCGACGGACAAGAUAUCUCAAGUCGAUCGGUAACUAUUAAUGGUGACGGAAAAUUUCUUACACUUUGGUUGAGUCGUCCAACAUCAACAUCAGCUACAGUGACUUCAACAUCUGAAUUAAUCACCAGUGUUCCACAUAAUGAUACAUUCCUAUCACCACCACAAUCUGCAGCAUCAUCGUCACAAAUCAUCGUCAACAAUGAAGUGACAAUUUCAAAUGAAAUUCAGGAUACAACUGAUUUAAUUGAUGUUCCAAUGGAAUCAAAUACGACAGUUAUCAGUCCUGAUGAAGACGAUGAGCAGUUUUGGAAUUCACUGAUUGACCAAACCACACCAGCCAAUAGUGAAAACAUGUCAACAACGCAUAACGAUUCUAUUAGUGAUGUCUAUUUAACAUUACUUCAUUCAACACAUAAAGAUCCAACUUCAAUUAAAUCUCGAGCUGAACAUGAUCGUACUGUGAGUUCGCUUGCGACAGAUAUUUUUUGGCCAUUAAUUGUUGAUCAAACAAGUCGACGUAAUGAAAAAAACACUUCAUCAUCGUCCACAACGCAAUCGAUAUCAUCAAAUUCAUCGAGAACGAGUUCAACAAUUCAAAGAAAUUCGUCGUUGAAACAAACAUCAUCUGCGAGAACUCGAAGGAUACAUCCGUAUUCGAAAUCAUAA